AUGCCUUCUUAUACGAGAUUUCUCAAGAAAAUCUUGAGUGGGAAGCGAGAUCUUGACGUAAAGAAGACGGUGAACCUCACCGAGAAUUGUAGUGCUAUCAUUCUUAACAAAACGCCACCCAAACUCAAAGACCCGGGAAGUUUUUCUAUCCCUUGUGCUAUUAAGGAGCUUGAAAUAAGCAAUGCGUUGUGUGAUUUGGGUGCUAGCGUUAUUAUACUACCUUAUUCGGUGUUUUCCAAGCUUGACGUUAGAGAUCUUGUCCCAACCAACAUCACCUUGCAACUUGCCGACCGUUCGGUCAAGUAUCCUAUUGGCAAGGUUGAGGAUGUUCCCCUAGUGGUUGGCGAGCUUACUUUCCUUGUGGAUUUCGUCGUCUUGGACAUUGAUGAGGAUGCCCAUACCCCCAUUAUCUUGGGGAGGCCAUUUUUGGCCACCGCGGGUGCUCUUAUCGAUGUGCAAGAAGGACUAAUCACUUUGAAAGCGGGGAGACGCGAAGGCUAG
Molecule: messenger RNA, 501 nt
Organism: Spinacia oleracea (spinach)
Lineage: Eukaryota; Viridiplantae; Streptophyta; Magnoliopsida; Caryophyllales; Amaranthaceae
Exons: 1
Coding region: 1-501 (166 amino acids)
Source: RefSeq, a predicted model, not a curated record